GUGCGAGCACAAAAUUCAGGAUUUGGAUGAAUGAAUUGAAUAUUUUUCUGGCCCAUGUGCCCGCAUUUUGCCCAAGGUUAAUGCAAGCAUAUUAUGUACAGCCUUAUAAAAGGCUAUUUAUCGAGUUCGAACGUAGAUGAGGAAGAACGCGACUCAGUUUUUGCUGAGGAAGUUGUACGAUCCCGCGAGCUCAAAGCAAAACGAACUACUUUUCGUUCGUCAAGAAGCAAAUCCGAGAGCAGUGCUGUUUCUGGCGAUUCAGCCGCUAGAUAUCUGUCGUGGGAGAAUGUGUCAUUCUUAGGACACGAGUUGAGGAAAACGGUUAGAAAGGGGUUUCACUGGUUGGCAUACCCUUCACUUGAUAGCGAAAUGUCGUUUAAAGUUAAAAAGCCAGCCCCUCUCGGAACUAAGGAAUAUAUGGUUGAUACCAAUGACACACUGGCAAAGAUUGCUCUAACAUUUGACACCACUCCUUCGGAGUUGACUCGUAUCAACAAGCUGUCAUCUCGCAUGCUUUUCCCAGGCCAGACAUUAUUUGUGCCUGACAAAAGACUGGAAAAAGGUCCAGAUGGAGAUGAAUUGACUUCUGCUCCAAUCACCAAACCCCCACAGCCACUUGUCAUCAAGGAGAAUGGUGCAUCUCACAGAGGGGAGCAGGAGACAGUCAAACUCACUAAAGAUGUGUCCUGGGAAGAAGAAGAGGAAGAAGUCACUGAGCAUUAUUUGAAGAUUUAUGCAAAAUACAUCACUGAUGGCCAGGGUAUUGCAAAUGGUGUUCUUCUCAUUACACCACAUUCAGUCAUGUUCAAGCCGAACGUAUCAGACCCACUUGUGAUGGACAGAGGACUGGAUACAUAUGGUGUAGGGACGCUUAUGACAUCUGUGACAAGUGCUGCCAUGUACACAGACAUUGCUGCCAUGGCAAUUCAUGACCCCCUUAAACCUGGAAAGUUUUACUUAGAUGCUGCCACAGCAGAAUCACUUAGUCGUCAAAAUAGCAUCGACGUAGAAACCGCACCUCUUACAAUAUGUAAAAAUGGCGGUAAAGUUUGUACAAAUCUGGAUGAGGACACGGACCCGUUGUCAUCAGUUGAUAUCUCACACAUUUGCGCGUGCAGUGUUUCAAACUUUAUUCCUGUAUCAACUGAUGAGGAUGUGAAAAAUGCUGUUCGGGAAAUUAUUGAAAGAAUUGUUAAUCAAGUCGCUGAUUCGGAGAAUAUUCACCAUCUGCCAGAAAAGACAGAAAAAUCUGUAGGAACUCCAUUGCUUCUUCAAGGAAGUCCUGCAAGGGGAUAUAUGCACUCAGUGUCGCCGGCAUCAGAGGAUUCUGGCAUAGGGUGUUCUAUGGGUCAUGCGGAUGACUCCAAAGCAGUAGAACCAGAAUUGGCGGACCACGCUGUUCAUCAAGGACUGGAGAACCAGUUGAAUGAUUCUGGCGAUGCACGAAGUUCAGUGAGCAGCAAUGUAGUUGAACCUGAUGAAAAUAGACCAGAUGAAGAACAUUCGAGAAACUCUCCAGCAAGUGUCGAUGGGGAGCUCGAACAUUCACGCUCCACGUCGUUGUUCGCUGCUCUUAGCAGUAAUGUGAGGUACUGGCUUGGACAAGAAAAUUGUGGAAUAAGUGAGCGCCAGGGCAGUGAGAGCGAUGAGGAUGUUUUAGUGCCGAAGCCUGCCACUUCUUUCAGCAAUCAGCCCCUCUAUCUGUGCUUGAGAAUCAGUAAGAAGCAUUGGUGUCGGCAUCAGGGCAUGUUCGGAUCGUUUCCUGAACAAGGAGAACAGCUUCAAGACAGAGACAAAAAACGAAGGGAAUACUGGUUCGCCAUCCCACCAUCAAGGACAGAGCAAGUGUACAGGUUCUUUCAACAGUGGUGCCCCAACAUCCACAAUGCAACAGAUGAAGAAAGCGAAGAUGACGAAACAACUUCACCAAUCUGCAUGGCAACGGAGGAAGAGGGGUUACAUCUAGUGGAAUCGUUUUAUUCUAAUAGUCCGCCUGCUCGUUCACAUGGCAAAUUGUCAAGAGCACUCAGCGACAGCGAAGUUCCCAAAGUCAAGAAAGGCCUUCGAAGAUUUGCAGCCAAACCUGGAAAAGCUGCAAAAGUGAAGUCAAGUCCCAAAUCACCUGCUUCCUUCCUCAUUGAGGACGUGUUACCGGAUAUGGACUGUAAAUCAGAAAUGCUUAACGAGGAGCAUUUGAGAAAAUUGAACAGCACACUUCCCUCGAGGACCAUUGGGCAUUGCUGGGCGUUAGUGUACAGUACGUUUCAACAUGGCUUCUCCCUCAAGACGCUGUACCGUAAGAUGGAGUGUUACGACACACCAGUGCUACUUGUGGUUAUGGACGAUGCGCAGCAUAUUUUCGGUUCGCUAUGCUCUUGUCCAUUCAAAGUUAGUGAAGGAUUUUAUGGCACAGGAGAGUCUUUCUUGUAUAAGUUUGAAAAUAAUUCUCUGAAGAUAUUUGCCUGGACUGGAGAAAACAACUUCUUCAUCAAAGGGUCAAAGGAUAGUUUGGCCAUCGGCAGUGGAGGUGGAAACUUUGGUCUGUGGUUAGAUGGAGACCUCUAUCACGGUCGCAGUCAUCCCUGCACGACAUUCAACAACGCGCAGCUUUCCUGGAAAGAAGACUUCCUCUGUAGUGGACUGGAGGCCUGGACGUUCGUGUGAUUUCCAACCCGUUCUCCUUCAUGCAGCACCAACCCACUCUUGUCUUCCAGUGCCUUUAUGGAAUUGUGGGAAUCAGUGAUGUGGCUUAUCAAACCCUCAUUGCAACUUUAUUAACCCUUUAACUCCCAUGAGUGACCAAAACAUAAUUUCUCAUCACAAUAUCAAAAUAAUAUCAAGCAGACAGGUGAUGAGAAUAGAGAAAAAUAUCAAUUAGGGGAUUACACGAACAAGUUGAUUAAAUACCACAUUCUCCAAACCACCAUCAUAGAGAUUGUAUAGUAGACAGUCAGGGGAUUUUCUAAUGAGAGCGUGGGAGUGAAAGGGUUAACGUAGAUUUAAGAUCUGCAGAUGUGAAUGCGAAACAUGAUUAAUGCACUGAAUGCUAUUCAUGCGCAAAACACCAACUUGCUGGGGGCAGGCUCGUUGCGAACAAUACGGCGGUCAAACGUCUGCGUGUGUGCAGUUGCUGUAAUGGUGCGGUGGCGUGCUCUCUUGUAGCCUCACUAGACUUAAAAAACAAAAAACUCACAAGCUAGAUCAUUGUUUAAUCGAUAGGAAACCCAUGAUUGAACAAGCAUUGUGUUAGAGAAGUCGAAAUUUUUCCUUACCUAAUUUUUAUAACUUUUACAAAUCUUUCAGUGAAAGUUUCAUUUUUUGUUUUGUUUUGUUUUUUUGUUUUUUUCGCUAAUUUACGUCAGUUAUGUUUUCUUUCUUAGAUUUUGCGCGGGAAAUUGGCGCGGGGCCGGCCAAAAAUUGAUCCACUUGCGCAUGCCCAACGGUUGACCGCUGCAUUGUUGUGGACAGAGCUGCGACAGUAAGAGGGAAGCUUAUGUCCUAAGCAACUUUUUGCACACUUUAGGUUGUUGUUGCUUUCUCGUUCGAGCUUGCAGGUGAAUUCUUCUUUGAAGAACCACAUUGAAACAAACAUAAGAUAUUUAUGUGCUUUUUCAUUUGUUCCGAAAUCGUUGGGGAUUUGUGUUUGAUCGGUGAGCCGCGUACUCCUUGCUCAACGAUCACGCAUCAAUCCAGCUACGUUACGGUUGUAGCAUCAUUAAAACACAUUUAUACUAAUCCGUCGUAAUCUUCUUCAUCUUUGGUCAACCUGAUUUUUUCUUGGAUUAUUAUUGCAUCUUUCGCGUUUCUUUAUCGUGACGAUACAACAUUUUCCAUUUUCCUUCAAAUUGAGGUAGUGUUAGACUUGGUUAAGAGAAAAGGUUAGGAACUUUCCACAGUCUACCUAAUGAGUGGCAGACAAGUUAACUUGCGAGAGCUUGGGACUAGUGUUAACCAGGCUGUUAGCCUUACCGGGCAUGUCUUGAUCACGUGCUUUUAUUCUGUCAUCAGCCUUAGUUGUGGUUUGAUAUCUUCAUUUAGGGUUUUGAUUCUGUUUAAAGACUUGUAAAUAUACAAGAAAAAAUUGGAUGGUGUUCAUCGAUAGCCUUUUCGUUAGAUUUAAGACGAGAUGUUAAUUUAUUAAAAGAGAGGAUAAAGUG
This is a messenger RNA of Pocillopora verrucosa, 4157 nucleotides long. The record is from RefSeq and is a predicted model, not a curated record. NCBI's taxonomy places the organism in Eukaryota, Metazoa, Cnidaria, Anthozoa, Scleractinia, Pocilloporidae.